This is a messenger RNA of Caenorhabditis remanei, 510 nucleotides long. RefSeq lists its product as uncharacterized. The record is from RefSeq and is a predicted model, not a curated record. Bases 1 to 510 code for a protein of 169 amino acids. The transcript has a single exon. Lineage: Eukaryota; Metazoa; Nematoda; Chromadorea; Rhabditida; Rhabditidae.
AUGACGAGUUUAUCCUCUUUUGGUGCUCCAGCAGUACGAGUGAUGGUGAUGUCCUUGGAUCCAGAUGGAUCGAUGAAUCCGAACACUGGUGUGAUACGGUAUUCGUUGUUGUUCGACGACUUGAUCUGCAAACAUCAAAAUGAGAAAUACGGACAACUGGAUCAUGAGAGCAGCACCUUGAAGAUGAGCUUAUCGGCUCCUCCGUUGACAAGUUUGUGGGUAGAAGCACCUCCGGCGGCUGGGACGGUGCAUGCUGGUGGAUCGGCAGUCAAAGACAUGUUGUGGCUUCGUUCGGAACUUCUCGUGAAGACUGACUUCUCUUUGGUUUCCCCCAAUAUUUAUAUCCAAUCCGAUCAAGAUACCCUAAUUUCCAGAGGUCAUUUCCUCAGUUUCAAAGAUCAAUCUGUCACGCCGAAACUAAACUUGAGUUUACGAGUUCCAUUUUUUUUUCCAGAUUUUUUUUCGGCUUAUCUUAUCUGCGAUCGAAUCACUGUAGCUAUAAGAGUAUGA